AUGCGGCUGCCCCAAUCCGUUUUCUGGGCGACGCACCGCGCCAAGAAGGGCGGCCUGCCUUUCCCAGUGCUCGUCCAGGGGGAGGUGUUUGUGGGCGGCAGCCUGCUGGUGCUGCCGCUGACGCGCGCGGAGGCGCGGUGGUCCAAGGCCGAGGGCUGCGUGCUGGUGGUGGGGCCCGAGGCGGUGGUGGCGAGCUAUGGGCCGGUGCGGGAGGUCACCUGGUCGUAUGUGGGCUGGUCAGAGACGGGCCAGGCCGACGUGCUGCAUGCUGACAUCCAGACGUGGCCCAUGUCCUGGGACGCGCGCAUCCGCAAGGGCAGGGAGGAGCGCGGGAAGACCAACAAGCGGCCCAACAUAGUGCUGCCAGUCCCCCUGGUGCGGCGGCUCAACUGGUACCCGCCCAGCCCCAUCCCCGCCGGCGUGAACAUCCACCUCAUGCUGGACGGCCGCACGGUGGACACGUCGCACUGGGUGCGCCUGUUCAGGACCGAGCAGCCCCGCGCCAACUCUGACGUGCCCUACACCCACACCCUGGUCGCGGCCUCCGACGUGUGGAGCGGCCUGCCCCCCAACGCCUACCCGGGCGGCUUCCGCUGGCUGCUCACGCCCAACGGCGGCCCCCCCAGCGGCAAGAACCUGGCGCUGGACUUCCUCUCGUGGGACGACCUGCAGCACAGGGACGAGGGCCAGGCCCAGGUGCGGCAGCACUUCACGGGCGCGUUCUACCACUGGAUGCUGGGCCUGCAGGAGGCCUGGUCCGCGGUGGCGCAGGUGCUGGGGCCGGAGGUGCCCUCCACGCUGCCGUGCCUCCCGCUAUACCGCGGCUCGUCUGUCUGCAAGGGCCUGUACUGCGGGCUGUACCGCCCGCACAGGGAGCAGCUCGAGGCCGAGCAGCGCGCGCGGGAGGCGGCGCAGCGCGCGCGCCAGCUGGCCGCGCAGCAGGCGGCAGCGGCGGCACAGGCGGCGGCAGCGGCCGCAGCAGCGGCACAGGCAGCGGCGCAGGCGGCGCAGCAGCAGCAGCAACAGCAGCAGCAGCAGCAGCAACAGCAGCAGGCACAGCAAGCUCAGGCCCAGGCGCAACAACAGCAGCAACAGCAGCAGUCGCUAAUGGCCCAGCACUUGGCCGCGCAGAAGCAGCAGCAGGCAGUCGCGGGGGAGGGAUCCAGGCAGCAGCACAGCGGCGGCGCAGCGGGGCAUCCACCCCCUCAGCAGCACGGGCCCUCGAUGGCGCUGUCGAAGCACCGCUCCCCGGGGCCACAGGCGCAGCAGCAGCAGCAGCCAGCACCUCCCAGCGGUGCGGCGGCAAGCGCAGCGGCGGCCGCGGCCGCGGCCGCCGCGGCGGCGGCUGCGGCGGCAGCAGCGCAGGCGCGGGGCGGCGGCGUACCCCCGCAAGUGAAGCAGAUGCUGGAGGCCCUGCAGCAGCAGCAGCAGCAGCAGCAGCAGCAGCAGCGCCCGGGGGCCGGCCACGGCAGCCCCGGGCCCUCGGCCCGCCACCCCCCGGCCGCCGGUGGCGCGAUUUCCAGCAGCCUGCCGCGCGCGCCGCCCGCGGGCCCAGCGCCUCAGCCCCCCAGCCCGGCCGGGGCGGCGGCAGCAGCGGCAGCCGCAGCCAGCCUGGCCGCGGCGCGCGGGGCGGUGGAGGGCGCGCUGAGGGGGUGGGCGCCCAGCAGCGCGAUGCCUCCUGCGCUGCUGGAUGCGGUGCUGGCCGGCGUCAAGCUGGGGGUCAGCGUCUGCCCCCAGGCCGCGUCGGGGGCGCUGCAGGCCGUCUUGGCGGCCCGCAGCGAGGGGCGCGCGGUGCCGCUGGCGACGCCGGACGCGACGCAGGCGCUGCUGCGGAUGGCGCAGAGAGGGGCGGUGGGCGGCGGCGGCGGCGGCAGCUCCGGCAGCCCCGUCAAGCCGGCUGCGCGGCCGCCGUCCGGCUGA
Monoraphidium neglectum is the source of this 1920-nucleotide messenger RNA. RefSeq lists its product as hypothetical. Lineage: Eukaryota; Viridiplantae; Chlorophyta; Chlorophyceae; Sphaeropleales; Selenastraceae. Bases 1 to 1920 code for a protein of 639 amino acids. The record is from RefSeq and is a predicted model, not a curated record. The transcript is spliced from 5 exons.